UGGGUUGAGUUUGUUAACCAAGUCUAGCACUUUUCAAAAGGUUGUAUUGCUCCUAAAUGUCUUGUUCCCCAAACACAUCUAGCUCUCUGAAAACAAUCGUUUUCUCUUAGUUGCUUUUAAGCCGUGGUGGCUACUGAAAACCUCCUAGACAUCCAGCAUUCAAUUUUAGUAAGCGGAGUUUUUUUUAAAUGGGGAUUUGGCACUGACAUUUUAAUUGAAAAAUGAGAAUUAAUAUAAAUGCUUAAUCAAGGGAAACUGCCCAACUCUACGAUCUGUAUUAAAUAUGUUUUGGAAGUAAGAAUGUGUAGAUUGCAGUCUAGGUCAAAGAAGCCAAAGAGAUUUUGAUUGUUGGUAGUUUCUGAAGGCUGCUAAUUUGAGCAUGAUGGUUUACUGGUAGGAUCCUAAAUGACUCUGCAGGCCAUUGUAAAGUUAGAUUUCAUAGAGUUGAGCCUGAAACAUUGGAGAGGAAACGUUCAAACUCGGGAGUACUCAAUGAUUCAAGGCCAAUGGUUCUAGAGGAAAUUCAUUUGUUGUUUUAUAUGAAAAAAGAAGACAGAUAUUUUCCCAAGACUUUAUUUGGCUUAUCAAGCCUAAGUGGAUCGUGGCAUAUAUUUCAUGGAAGCUCAAGGAAUAUAGAAAAGUUAUAGAGAGAAAAGAUGAGCAUGCAGUGUUUCCUAUUGUUUAACAAAUUGGAAGAAUGAAUCAGGGGAACCAGGAUAGUAGUCAUGCCCCUUGAAGAUGGUCAAGCAGGUUCAGAAACCAUGUUUCCUCACCUUUGUCUUUGGUUCCUGAACAUUUCAGUAGAAUGUUUAAACCACUGAAAGUCUAGGAUGUGCAGAAGCCUUCUAGGUAUGAGGUGACCUUGCACUAUUAGAGAAACCCUUGGUUCCUGUUAGUUCCAACCUCACUGAAGGACAUAUUCUGAAGAGCCAGCUCAUUAAGCAAGCUUUUGAAGGGUGUGCGCUGCAGAGCAGUUUCCUGUUAUUUGGUUAAUGGUUGACCUAGUUCUAUUGCCAUAUGCUUCCUGGAACGCAUUCUAAUAUAAAGUAUGUGUUAAAGCAAGACUAGGAUAAUAGCAGGAAAGUCAAAGCCUUUCUGAAGCAGAGACCCUGUGAAUGUUGGCCCAGUGAAGGCAGAAGAGUGUAUGAACAGAAAAUGAAAAGACUUCUCUUCAUGGUCUUAUUUUCUGAUUCUGAUUUUAAUCCUCCUGUUGCAUCCCAGUCUAUUCUCAGGAGUUGCAUUUUCCCAGGGUACCUCAUACAGAAGCCCUGCAUCUGUGUCCUUAGUUAUUUCCCAUGCAUGCGAGGCUAAGUUUGACGUUCAGGUACCCUGAGAAAAGUUAUUGCUUAAAGGGAAGAUGUGAUUUGAUGUGCCUAAGGACAGUUGAUUUUAUUCUUGUGUUCUUAUUUCUGUUUCUGUAUGGCCAGCAAGGGAUUAGUCCAUCUUUUGGUCUGAAAUUUGGUUGGAAUCCAGUCUAAGUCUGAGACUCCUUUGAAUUUUUUUUUUUUUUUUUUUUCAUUUUACCUGGACUCAGCAGCCUUGGUUGGUUCAUUUAGAUGGAUAAGGGAGCCCACACAACCCCGGGGGCUGCUGAGCAAACUUUGCACCAGACACAGUGUUUGUUUUAACAGCUUCAGAAUGUGAAGAAUCUGUGGGUCUCAUGUGCUGAGUGCUGGAUAUUUGGGUGGUGGUGGAGGCGACUGCUGUUCUCUUCGUUGCUCAGAAAGCAAAUGUUUGAGGAACCACAAACGUGGGGAAUCAGGUGGGAGGGGGUGGACAGGUCCUUUUAAAUUUGUUUUUUGGCUUUUGAAUCACCAUUAAUUGUAUAGAGCUGUGAUUCCUACAAACUGGGCUGAUCUUCAGAAUCAUUUGGAGAACUUGGAAACAAAAAAGAAGAUUAUUAAAAAUAAAUUUUCAGUUUCUACCAUUGGAGAGGGAUUUAGUAGGUCUGGGGUGGGACCCCAGAACGUGUGUUCUUUGAAGUCAGGUUUAGGAACCACUGGUCUUGGAAAUCGUUAGGUUGGCACAGAGGAGAGAAGCAGCCCCUGGUGCUUUCCUGUCUCACAUGCAGGAUGUAGGAAAAGGAAAAGAGAUGCUGUCAGAACUUGGUAUUUGUAGCUGCUGAUAAUUUGAGCUAUGGAAUAGGCUUUCGUCUUUCCUUCCCCAGGAAUUAAGUACCUCCAGGGCACCUUAAGGGUACAGUAUACCAAGUGCUUUAGGUUUGGAGAAAUGUCAUCUUAGUGGCAGACCACUUACUAUGCUUCACCACCGUUAUCCCCCAUCCCCCUUCCCCUCCCUCCGCCAUGGAGGCCCAUGUUAGCAGAAUAUCUGUCAUUCAUCAAUUAAAUUAGAUGCAGUUUUUUUCAUAUUAGUACCUUUGGCAGAAACAAACGGAGGUUACAUUGUGCUGAUUUCUAUAUACAAAGAGAUUGCUGCUGAGCCAUCCAAUUAGCUGUGUGUGUGUGUGUAUUCUGUUAACAAUAAAGAGAUGCACCUGUAGACCAAGGGUUUGCUCCAUAUGACUGCCUGCCUGUCCCGUUCCCUCUGAUAUUGGGCCAUUUGUGGGUCACUGACCCAUUUGUGAAUCAGAAUGACCUUGACUACAGGAUCACCCUGAUCUGGGGUCUAGUAAUGUGCCUGAUAAGUGAUAGAUCUUCAGUGCUUGGUUGGUGACGAAUGAAUGAAUGACCCAGUUAAAUAAACAUUGUCCCCAACAGAGAAGAGGUAGCUUAGAGAGAAGAUUCUGCUUCAAAGCAAUGUGUUUGGUCAAUGUAACCUUUUUAGGGUGUUUCUUCAUUAAUCUCAACAAAAAGGAAGAUGCUCCUGUUGCAGAAUUUGACUGAUCACUUUGCCUGGCUUUUUCUCAGGAAGCCAAUUAUUUUUCUUUUUCAAAAUUUUAUUGGAGAGUAGUUGAUUUACAAUGUCGUGUUAAUUUCUGCUGUACAGCAAAGUGAUUCAAGUAUACAUAUAUGCAUAGUCUUUUUCAUAUUCUUUUGCAUCAUGGCUUGUAACAGGCUAUUGAAUAUAGUUCCCUGUGCUAAACAGUAGGACCUUAUUGUUCAGGAAAAUUAUUUUUUUUCUUUAUGGUGUUUGUCCCCCAAAUAAUCAUCAACAUUAUGGCAGAAAAUCCCCCACACAUAAAAGAGUGGCUACAGAACAAAUAUUUUAAAGAUGUUUGAUGUUCUUUCUCCAUUCUUCCUCUGAACUUUGAAGGUCUUCUUGUAGGGAGUGAGAAGCAGGUUGUUUUAGAAGCAGCAGAGAAGAAACAGUUGAGUAGAAAGAAGAAAGUUGAAUGUCUCUUCUUGACGGUCAUUUGUUAGGAACCGAGAACAGUGAUCACGGCCUCAGAACUCAUGGUCAUGUCCUUGGCAUGCUUAGAAGCUCCAAGAAUGGAAGAGAGUCUCUUCAAAGUUAUUUUGAGGAGUUGGACACUACCUACCAGGCUUCUAACGCUUACCCAAGUUAAGAGGUUGAAGUCCCUCCAAGGCUUUAAGUAGCAGCUGAACAUGUGAUCUUGUUAACCCCGAGAUGUUGCUGAGCAGUGACUCAGAUCACUGUGGCAAGCGAUCCUGGCCCAUUCCAGCUGCCCCAGCAGAAAUCAGCAUGAGGUCACCCUUCAGGCAUAUGGUACAGAGCUCAUGCCCCCAUCAGGACUUUAGAACCAAGACAACCUGAAUUGGCUCUUCUGCACGAGGGACUGCUGUUGAGGACCACUUGGUGCUUGGGACCCAUCUGAUUCCUCAGUGUUUCCAGUUCCUUCCUCCAUCCCUGACCCUCUCCCCUCACACACACCACCUGAAGACACAGGGAAGAUGCCAGACAGAGUCCUCACAGUGCUUUGCUCUUUGGAUGUCUCCUCAUCUAGAUAGACGGAGGCUUGUGUUUGCCCCCGGAGAAGGUUCCUAAUGUGAGAGAGUAGACCCAGAUGAUGGAGGUGCUUCAGUGCGAUGGCUGUGACUUCAGAGCCCCGUCUUAUGAAGAUCUCAAGGCGCACAUCCAGGAUGUCCACACGGCAUUUCUGCAGCCAACGGACGUUGCUGAAGACAAUGCGAAUGAGUCACGAUCUGGGUCCAUGAAUGCCAGUAACCAGACAGAGGUGGAGUUUUCAUCUAUAAAGGAUGAAUUUGCGAUUGCAGAGGACUUAACAGGUCAAAAUGCAGCCGCAUUGGGGACUGGAAGUUACUAUGGCCAUAGUCCAGGAUAUUACAGUCAGCAUAUUGCCCCUAAUCCCAAACCAACAAACAAGUUUUUUCAAUGCAAGUUCUGUGUACGCUACUUCAGGUCAAAAAACCUCCUCAUUGAACACACUAGGAAGGUCCACGGAGCUCAAGCUGAAGGGAGUUCAGCCGGACCCCCUGUUCCAGGAUCCUUAAAUUAUAAUAUCAUGAUGCAUGAGGGAUUUGGAAAGGUCUUCUCUUGCCAGUUUUGCACAUACAAGUCACCAAGGAGGGCAAGAAUAAUUAAGCAUCAGAAGAUGUAUCACAAAAACAAUUUGAAGGAGACCACUGCUCCCCCCCCUGCCCCUGCUCCAAUGCCAGACCCAGUGGUCCCACCCAUGUCCCUGCAGGACCCCUGCAAGGAACUGCCAGCAGAGGUUGUGGAGCGCAGCAUCUUAGAAUCCAUGGUCAAGCCACUGACCAAGUCUCGAGGCAACUUUUGCUGUGAGUGGUGUAGCUAUCAGACCCCCCGCCGAGAACGCUGGUGUGACCACAUGAUGAAGAAGCACCGCAGCAUGGUCAAGAUCCUGUCCAGUCUCAGGCAGCAGCAAGAAGGGACAAAUGUGCCUGAGGCGCAGAACAAGAACGACCUCAGCCCCAAUUCUAACUCCACCUAUCUGUCCAUGAAUGCUGCCAGCCGGGAGUUACCCAACACUAAUGUCUCCAACUUCAGGGGCUCCAUCGGCAACUCCAUCAUGAGACCCAAUUCUUCUUCCACUUCCAAGUUUUCACCCAUGUCUUACCCUCAGAUGAAGCCGAAGUCACCUCACAAUUCUGGCCUCGUUAACUUGGCGGAGAGAUCCCGUUACGGAAUGCCCGACAUGACCAAUUCUUCUGCUGACCUGGACACUAACAGCAUGCUGAAUGACUCUAGUUCUGAUGAAGAGUUAAAUGAAAUAGACAGUGAAAAUGGCUUAAAUGCUAUGGAUCACCAGACAGUAGGCAUGUCUGCAGAGCAGCUGAUGGGCUCAGAGGGCAACAAAUUAUUGGAGACCAAGGGGAUCCCGUUUAGAAGAUUCAUGAAUAGGUUCCAGUGCCCCUUUUGUCCUUUCCUCACCAUGCAUCGACGUAGUAUUUCCCGUCACAUAGAAAACAUCCACUUAUCUGGAAAGACAGCCGUCUACAAAUGUGAUGAAUGUCCGUUUACUUGCAAGAGCUCAUUAAAACUUGGGGCUCACAAACAGUGUCACACGGGUACCACAUCAGAUUGGGAUGCUGUGAAUUCCCAGAGUGAAGGCAUUUCCUCCUCACUGAAUGAAGGUGUCGUGUCUUAUGAGAGCUCAAGCAUCAAUGGCAGAAAGUCGGUCCUGUUGGAUCCCUUGCAGCAGCAACAGCCGCCCCCGCCGCCGCCGCCGCCGCCGCCACCACCUCCGUCACAGCCGCAACCGCCGCAGCUACAGUCGUCCCAUCAGGUGCCGCCCCAGCCCCAGCUGCCCCUGCCGCCUCCCCCGACACCUGCGCAAGCCCCACCCCUGCACCCCUACAAGUGCACCAUGUGUAAUUACUCCACCACGACUCUGAAAGGGCUGCGAGUUCAUCAGCAGCACAAACACUCUUUCUGCGACAACUUGCCAAAAUUCGAGGGGCAGACCUCAAGCCUGCCAUUGGACAGCGAGACAGACAGCCACCCCUCUUCCAGCAACACUGUGAAGAAAAGUCAGACCUCAAUUCUUGGGUUGUCCUCCAAGAACAAUUUUGUCGCCAAGGCCUCUAGGAAGCUCGCUAAUGACUUUCCACUUGACUUAUCGCCCGUGAAGAAGAGGACCAGGAUUGACGAGAUAGCAAGCAACCUGCAGAGCAAAAUAAACCAAACAAAACAGCAAGAAGAUGCGGUGAUCAACGUGGAAGAUGACGAGGAGGAAGAGGAGGACAAUGAAGUGGAGAUCGAGGUGGAGCUGGACAGGGAGGAAGAGCCGCCGGAGCCCGUCCUGGAGGUGCCCACGCCCUUCUCUGCCCAGCACAUCUGGGCUAGAGAUGCCCCUGAGCCCCCGAAGGAGCCCAACUUCAGAACUGUUGCCCAUGAUUAUAAUGCCACCAAUGGGGCUGAAAUAGAGCUCACCCUUUCUGAAGAUGAAGAGGAUUAUUAUGGCUCCUCCACCAACAUGAAAGAUCACCAGGUUUCCAAUACUACUCUGCUCAGCACCCAGACUCCUAUCUACGCAACUGAGCACAAUAAUGAAAAUACCGACUUUAGUGACUCGGGAAGGCUUUAUUAUUGCAAACACUGUGACUUUAACAACAAAUCUGCCCGGAGUGUCAGCACCCACUACCAGCGCAUGCACCCGUAUAUUAAGUUCAGCUUCAGGUACAUCUUGGACCCCAACGAUCACAGUGCAGUGUACCGGUGCCUGGAAUGCUACAUCGAUUACACCAACUUUGAAGACCUGCAGCAGCAUUACGGCGAACACCACCCAGAAGCCAUGAAUGUCCUCAACUUUGACCACUCGGACCUGAUUUACCGGUGUCGGUUUUGUUCCUACACAAGCCCGAACGUCCGAAGCCUGAUGCCACAUUACCAAAGAAUGCAUCCCACCGUGAAGAUUAACAAUGCCAUGAUAUUUUCGAGCUACGUGGUGGAGCAGCAGGAGGGGCUAGGCACAGAAUCCCAGACGCUGCGAGAGAUCCUGAAUUCGGCUCCGAAGAACAUGGCCACGUCCACUCCCAUGGCCCGUGGUGGCGGUAUGCCAGCUCCGUUCCCCAAAAACACUCCUUCCAAGACCUUUCCUCCAGAAUGUGAAAAUCAGAAGGACCCCUCGGUCAACACCGUUGUCGUGUACGACUGUGACGUUUGCUCCUUCGCGAGCCCCAACAUGCACUCUGUGUUGGUUCAUUAUCAGAAGAAACACCCAGAAGAAAAGGCUUCCUACUUUAGGAUCCAGAAAACCAUGCGAAUGGUGUCUGUGGACAGGGGCUCUGCCCUUUCUCAGUUAUCAUUUGAGGUGGGUGCUCCAAUGUCUCCCAAAAUGUCCACCAUGGGUUCCCCACCCCCCCCACAACCCCCGCCACCAGACCUCAGUACUGAGCUUUACUACUGCAAACACUGUUCCUACAGCAAUCGGUCAGUUGUGGGAGUCCUUGUCCACUACCAGAAAAGACACCCAGAAAUAAAGGUUACUGCCAAAUAUAUCAGACAGGCUCCUCCCACAUCUGCAAUGAUGAGAGGGCCGGAGGGGCCCCAUGGCUCCCCCCGGCCACCCGCCCCUAUGCAACAGCUCAACCGGAGCAGCUCCGAGAGAGAUGGCCCUCCCAUGGAGAAUGAGAUGUUUUUUUGCCAGCACUGUGAUUAUGGGAACCGGACGGUCAAAGGGGUCCUCAUUCAUUAUCAGAAGAAGCACCGAGACUUCAAGGCCAACGCGGACGUGAUCCGGCAGCACACAGCCACCAUCCGAAGCCUCUGCGACCGCAACCAGAAGAAGCCUGCCAGCUGCAUGCUGGUCUCCCCCUCGGGUGUGGAGCGGGACAAAACAAAACUGCGAGCGCUCAAGUGUAGGCAGUGCUCAUAUACCUCCCCCUACUUUUAUGCCCUGAGGAAGCAUAUCAAGAAAGACCACCCUGCCCUGAAGGCCACGGUCACGUCCAUCAUGCGAUGGGCAUUUCUAGAUGGCUUGAUAGAAGCUGGCUACCACUGCGAGUGGUGCAUCUAUUCCCACACAGAGCCAAGUGGUUUGCUCCUGCAUUACCAAAGGAGGCACCCCGAGCAUUACGUGGAUUAUACCUACAUGGCCACCAAGCUCUGGGCGGGGCCAGACCCGUCCCCUCCCUCUCUCACUAUGCCAGCUGAAGCCAAAACAUACAGAUGCAGAGACUGUGUUUUCGAAGCCCUCUCCAUCUGGGACAUCACCAAUCACUACCAAGCAUUCCACCCUUGGGCCAUGAACGGAGAUGAGUCGGUGCUGCUGGAUAUCAUCAAGGAGAAAGAUGCCGUGGAGAAUCCCAUGUCUUCCUCUGAAGACCUGGUGGGCACUGUGAAUUGUGAAAACAGUAUGCCCGGCCCACUCGCCGAGCAGGAAGCCGAAUGCCCCGAGGAUGCCAGGCUGUCCCCUGAGAAGACCAUCCAGCUUGCCUCAGCUAACCCCGCCAUCUCCUCCACCCCAUACCAGUGUACAGUGUGCCAGUCUGAAUAUAACAACCUGCACGGCCUUCUGACCCACUAUGGGAAGAAGCACCCAGGCAUGAAGGUGAAGGCUGCCGACUUUGCCCAGGACAUCGAUAUCAACCCCGGUGCUGUCUACAAAUGCAGGCACUGCCCUUAUAUCAACACCCGCAUCCACGGGGUCCUGACCCACUACCAGAAGCGACAUCCGUCCAUCAAGGUGACCGCAGAGGACUUCGUGCACGACGUGGAGCAGUCCACUGACAUAGCCCAGAACGACGUAGAGGAGACGAGCAGGAUCUUCAAGCAAGGGUACGGCGCCUAUCGCUGCAAACUGUGUCCCUACACACAUGGCACUUUGGAAAAACUCAAAAUCCACUAUGAGAAGUACCACAACCAGCCGGAAUUCGAUGUCUUUUCCCAGUCGCCCCCAAAGCUGCCCAUGUCCCUUGAGCCCGAGAUAACCACUGAAGUGAGCCCCUCCCAGGUCUCGGUGACGGAGGACGAGGUGGGAGAGGAGCCUGUGUCCACGUCUCACUUCGCUACCUCGCACCUCGUGUCCCACACUGUGUUCCGGUGCCAGCUGUGCAAGUACUUCUGCUCCACGCGGAAGGGCAUCGCCCGGCACUACCGCAUCAAGCACAACAACGUGCGUGCCCAGCCCGAGGGCAAGAACAACCUCUUCAAGUGCGCCCUGUGUGCCUACACGAACCCCAUCCGCAAAGGGCUGGCUGCCCACUACCAGAAGCGCCACGACAUCGACGCCUACUACACCCAUUGCCUGGCGGCCUCCAGAACCAUCAGCGACAAGCCCAACAAGGUGAUCAUCCCGUCGCCGCCCAAGGAUGACUCCCCGCCACUCAGCGAAGAGCUGCGGCGCGCCGUGGAGAAGAAGAAGUGCUCCCUGUGCGCCUUCCAGUCCUUCAGCAAGAAGGGCAUCGUGUCCCAUUACAUGAAGCGCCACCCGGGGGUCUUUCCCAAGAAGCAGCACGCCAGCAAGCUAGGAGGCUACUUCACCGCGGUCUACGCCGACGAGCACGAGAAGCCGAUGCUGAUGGAAGAUUCGGAAGAGAGAGGUGGCUUCGAGAAAGCCGAGGUGGAGGGAACCGAAGGGCAGGACAUCGAGUGGCUCCCGUUCCGCUGCAUCAAGUGCUUCAAGCUGUCCUUCAGCACGGCCGAGCUGCUGAGCAUGCACUACACGGACCACCAUAGCCGGGACCUCAAGAGGGACUUCGUCAUCCUGGGCGGCGGCCCCCGGCUGCAGGGCUCCGCCUACCAGUGCAAGCACUGCGAGAGCAGACUGCAGAGCACCGCCGAGCUGACCUCGCACUUGAACAUUCACAAUGAGGAAUUCCAGAAGCGUGCCAAACGUCAGGAGAGGAGGAAACAGCUUUUGAGCAAGCAGAAAUAUGCAGAUGGUGCUUUUGCAGAUUUCAAACAAGAGAGGCCUUUUGGUCACUUAGAAGAGGUGCCAAAGAUCAAGGAGAGGAAGGUGGUGGGCUACAAGUGUAAAUUCUGUGUGGAAGUGCAUCCGACGCUCCGAGCCAUCUGCAACCACCUCCGCAAGCACGUCCAGUACGGCAGUGUCCCCGCCGUGUCCGCCGCCGUGAAGCAGGAGGCUGAAGACCCUUCCCACUUGUUCCUGGAUGGACUGGAAGCAGCCAAAGAUGCCACUGGCGCCCUGGUGGACCGGGUGGAUGGUGAACACUGCUUGCUUGAUGGAAUGUUGGAGGAUGAAACCCGGCCGGGGGGAUACCAUUGUAGUCAAUGUGACAGAGUCCUGAUGUCCAUGCAGGGGCUGCGUUCUCAUGAGAGGAGCCAUCUGGCCCUGGCCAUGUUUACCCGCGAGGACAAGUACAGCUGCCAGUAUUGCUCCUUUGUUUCUGCUUUCAGGCACAACUUGGAUCGCCAUAUGCAAACCCACCACGGACACCAUAAACCAUUCCGAUGCAAACUCUGCUCCUUCAAGUCCUCCUACAACAGCCGGCUGAAGACACACGUCCUCAAAGCCCAUGCUGGUGAGCAUGCCUACAAGUGUUCUUGGUGCUCCUUUUCCACCAUGACAAUCAGCCAGCUGAAGGAACACUCCCUCAAGGUCCACGGAAAAGCCCUGACCCUCCCCAGGCCACGAAUUGUCAGUCUCCUUUCCUCGCACGCCCACCACUCCUCCCAAAAAGCCACCCCAGCCGAAGAAGUGGAAGAUUCCAAUGACUCAUCCUACUCUGAGCCUCCAGAUGUUCAGCAGCAGUUGAACCACUAUCAGUCCGCUGCUCUGGCAAGAAACAACAGCCGUGUGAGCCCCGUGCCUCUUUCUGGGGCCGCGGGGGGCGCUGAGCAGAAAACAGAAGCCAUUCUUCACUGCGAAUUCUGUGAAUUCUCCUCUGGCUAUAUCCAGAGCAUCAGGCGCCAUUACAGGGACAAGCAUGGCGGGAAGAAGCUCUUCAAGUGCAAAGACUGCUCCUUUUACACAGGCUUUAAAUCUGCUUUUACUAUGCACGUGGAAGCCGGGCAUUCGGCGGUCCCCGAGGAGGGCCCCAAAGAUCUCCGCUGUCCUCUCUGCCUCUAUCACACCAAAUACAAACGCAACAUGAUCGACCACAUUGUGCUGCACCGAGAAGAGCGGGUUGUCCCCAUUGAAGUGUGCCGAUCCAAACUGUCCAAAUACUUGCAGGGAGUAGUUUUCCGCUGUGAUAAGUGUACCUUCACCUGCUCCAGUGACGAGAGCCUCCAGCAACACAUAGAAAAGCACAAUGAACUGAAACCUUACAAAUGCCAGCUCUGCUACUAUGAGACCAAGCACACGGAAGAACUGGACAGCCACCUUCGGGAUGAGCAUAAGGUAAGCCGAAACUUUGAGCUGGUUGGACGGGUUAACUUGGAUCAGCUGGAACAGAUGAAGGAGAAGAUGGAGAGCUCUAGCAGUGAUGAUGAAGACAAGGAAGAAGAAAUGAACAGCAAGGCUGAUGACAGAGAUCUCUUGAGGUUUUCUGACCACGGGGCUGCUAUCAACACUGAGAAGCGUUUUCCAUGUGAAUUUUGCGGACGGGCGUUUUCCCAGGGCUCUGAGUGGGAAAGGCACGUGCUGAGACACGGCAUGGCAUUGAAUGACACCAAGCAGGUGAGCCGAGAAGAAAUCCACCUGAAGGGCAACAUGGAGGACAGUAUUAAGAUGCCCUCUAUAGAGGAAAAGGAAGAUGAUGAAACAAUCGGGAUAGACUUUUCCUUAAAGGACGAACCAGUAGCCAUCUGUGUCGUAGCUGCUGACAAAUCUCUCCUGGAGAAUGCAGAGGCCAAAAAAGAAUAAGCGUUUGGUGAAAUUCUUAAUCACCCCUUACUUGAACCAUGAUGAAAAAGAAAAGUGGGAGGGCCGGCUUGGGCUGAGAAGGGGGGGACAGAAAAGAGAAGACAGAACAAAGCUGCUUUUUAGGACUGAACAAUCUAUUUUCAAAGCACUGGUACCUGUGUGAGUGAGUAUGUAAAUUAAAGUUAUUUAAAUGGUUGGAAUAUGUGGCUCCUUUUCCAUCACUACACCUUUCCUUCCGGAUCUUCAUCGUGGAAGUUUCGUUUGUUGCGGAAGCACCGGAAGCACCUCCCUUGCACACCUGUGCAUUAUGGUGGUCUUGGACAGUAUGUGGAAACAGAAGCUCCGUGACAGUAGAAGACUUCUCUUAGGGGAACAACUUUUUGACGCACAACUUUUGGUGCGUUUUUCUAGUUUUAAUACCUUAAGCUUUUUCAAGACCUAACUGCAGCCGCUUUGGGAAAAAACAAACAGAAAAAAAACAAAAACAAAACAAAACAAAAAAACAGAAAACAAAAAAAAAAAACUGCUUUGCAUAAAACAGUCACCUGUUUCCUAGUACCUCAAACUUAACCAAGGGAAUUCUCUGCAUUUGUCAGUACUACCUGUCGUCAUUGUGGUUAAAUGUAGAGAGAACUGCUGGGCAAGAUGGUGAAUGGAGAAAAAAAAAAAAGAGUUUUAAAGAAAGGAACACAAAUUGUGCUUAAAAUCCCCACGUGGGUUUUAUUUCUUAAAAUACUGUGAUUUUUUUAAUUAUUUUAGUAAAAAACAAGACAAAAAAAAGAAACAGACUUUAAUUAUUAGAUAAAUGUUUGUGAAUUGUCAUCCUUUAUUCCAGGUAAGCUGUUUAUUAGUGUUCAACUAUAAUUUAGAAUUUGGUAGAUUUCAUGUGAGCUAAUUUUAAGGUGACUUUGGAGUUUUGUUUGCCACAUGUUUAUUUUCUAUCAGUUUGAGUGUUACAAACACAGCACAAUUCAGUUUUCAUAUAAAUUGUUUUUUGUGUGUGUGUUGUUAUUUUGUUUUGAUUUGGGGGCAAGGGAGAUUUAGUUUUUUGUGAAUAGGUAUGUUUUUAUUUUAAACAUGGAAAUAACAAAGAAGUUAACGUUUUUUUAAUUUAACUAAAGAACCAAACUUUUCGGCACCUCUAUGCAGCUUGUGGGCCAGACGAGGAAGUCCUCUUCACCCUUUCGUUGCUGUCAAAUAUACACAUUAUCCGUCUCACACAAAUAAUCUCUGUUAGGAUGGGCUGGCUUAUGUGUGUGAUUUCUAAAUCUGUGUUCUGUUUUUGUUUGCAUUGUGGGGUUUUUUUGGGGGGGAGGGGAUUCUCAUUUAUUUUUCAGGACAAGGGGAUGUGUCAAAUCCCAUCCCUUUGGUGAGAGUGUUCAAGAAAUACUUAUAUCCUACAAGGAGCCUGGAGAACUACUUUUUGUUUUUUUUUUUUUAAUCUAGCUGCCAGCUGCUCUGUUUCCCCAUAUUAGCUUUUUCAGGAGGGAGCAGCUUAGACGAAAUCUAAGUCUACAUUUAUAAUACGUUCUGAUUGUGAACAAAGGAUUUCGUUCCAAAAAAGUAGAACUUGCCUUGAAUCCUAGGUUUUAGAAGCCUGUGUGUGAGAGAGCUUGGAUGUGUGUGUGGACAUGUGUGUGUGUGCAAGUCCUUUGGUUUUCAUGAUUUUUUGUUUUGUUUUGUUUUUUUUAACUUGGAAGGGUUGGGGGAGGGGGGAGAAAGGGAAGGGAAUUGCUGAGAUGACAGUGUCCCACACAGCUUCAAAUAAAAUCCAUGGAAAGAUAUUGCAUUUGUGGAAUAAGUGCUUACUUGAAAAGCAUGUUCUUCUUUUAUUUUCUUGCUGUUAAGAAUUUUUAUUUGUGGGUGUUUGUUUUAAUUUAAGUUUUUUUUUUUUAGGGAUGGGGGCCAUCAUGUGGAAAACCAGAAUAUGGGGAAAGUGUGAACUAUCUAGACAAAGAUUCAUUUUGUGUCCAUAUUUGUUUUUAAUUGGCCUCAUUUCAAAUGUGCUAAACAGUUCCAUACCUGGAUUGGGUGUUUGUAAUGGUUACCAAAAAAGCAAAAAAAAAAAAAAAAAAGGAAGAAAAAAGGAAAGAAAAAAGGAAAAAAAGAAAAUAAUUGUGACAUGCUUUUAUCACUACUUUAUUUUUCAAAUAACAUGUAAAUAUUGUAAUCCAUUGGAUUUUGUUUUGCUAACCUGUUAAUAAAAAUAUGGGACCAUUAUCCUUUUAACAAGGCUAGAAUGUCAUUUUUUUUUCUUUUUUCAAACAUAUACCUGAUAUUUUGUGGCCGCACAUUUUGGAUGCAUUAUUAUAAUUCUGUUGACUGUAAUGACAUAGAAUUUACAACAUUUUUUUUGUUUAAUUUAUACAGAGGACAUUUUUUUUCAGAGCUUGAGAGAAGAAAAUAAAUAGCAAAAUGAUAACCUAUUGACUCCAAUAAUCAGUGUUUCCCAAAACUUGAUAAAAGAUAGGGAGAUCCUGAGUUCUUGAAGCCAAGGGUUUAAAAAAAACAACAAAAAACACACAAGUAGGUUAUUCAAGUUGUUUGCAACAUACAUUUUGUAAUGAAAUGUGAGAAAUUAAUAAAGAAUUUUUUUCACAUGUG
Molecule: messenger RNA, 14218 nt
Organism: Bubalus bubalis (water buffalo)
Lineage: Eukaryota; Metazoa; Chordata; Mammalia; Artiodactyla; Bovidae
Gene: ZNF462
Product: zinc finger protein 462
Exons: 13
Coding region: 3926-11614 (2562 amino acids)
Biological process (GO): regulation of gene expression
Cellular component (GO): nucleus
Source: RefSeq, a predicted model, not a curated record